UUCAUUCAGAAAAUGUUGUGUUGACCAUGAUGUGAUGACUGAAGAAUUUCUUAAUUAUUUGUUCAGUAUUAGAAACAUGUACCUAAUAGUGUUAGCUGUAAAUUACAUAAUUUAUGAAUAAAUACAAAUAUUCAUAGCUUUUUAGGUUAUACUGUAGUCAAGAAUACCUAGAUAUGUUUUCAGUAAGUUGCCUAAGGUUAAGGCAAAUAGUACCGGUUGUGUCGCAGACUGUACGAAAGAAAUCAUUGUACAAUCGCAGUUUACAGUAUUUCUUUACUAAAAAUUUGUUAAUUACAAACAGUGUCAGCUCUGGUAUAUUUAUGUUAUUUGGAGAUCUCAUACAGCAAGAAAUUGAGUAUCGAAGGGGUUUGCUAGAUCGCAGAUAUGAUUGGGCUAGAUCAGCAAGGAUGUGUAUUGUUGGAACUGCACUUGGUCCUAUGCACCACUAUUAUUAUCUAUAUUUAGACAAGUUCAUACCCAAGGCAACAUUUCUCACAGCGAUGCAAAAAAUAUUCUUUGACCAAUUAUUUGCAUCACCUGGCACUAUCAUACUGUUUUUCCUGGGUAUCGGAUAUUUGGAAGGAAAGAAUACAUAUAAAGUUGUUAGUGAGUUACGAGAGAAGUUUGUUUAUGUUUACUUGGGAGAUUGUAUAUUUUGGCCUCCUGUGCAGUUCAUUAACUUUUACUUUCUGCCAUCAAGAUACAGGGUAUUUUAUAUAAAUUUUGCUACAAUGAUAUUUAAUGUAUUUUUAUCAUACAUGAAACAUGAUUUUAAAGAAAAGUGAACAUGGAAAUUGUAAAUAUGUGACUUAUUUAUUAGCUUAGCAAAUAGAUAACUUAUUAUAAC
Plutella xylostella (diamondback moth) is the source of this 847-nucleotide messenger RNA. Its product is annotated as mpv17-like protein 2. The record is from RefSeq and is a predicted model, not a curated record. Gene Ontology annotation, biological process: mitochondrial ribosome assembly. Lineage: Eukaryota; Metazoa; Arthropoda; Insecta; Lepidoptera; Plutellidae. Gene Ontology annotation, cellular component: mitochondrion; cytoplasm; membrane.